Messenger RNA from Effrenium voratum, 1958 nucleotides. NCBI's taxonomy places the organism in Eukaryota, Dinophyceae, Suessiales, Symbiodiniaceae. The record is from the annotation of a GenBank genome assembly.
UGAAAGCGUGCAGCCAAGCAAUCGCUUUUCCAUGGAUGCUGCGGAUGGCCUCCCUCCAGAGACGAGGCUGCAUAUUCUUCGCUGCGUAUGCGGGGCGGCGACGAGCCUGCCCUCCCAGACAUUGCGAGUGCUUGCCACUGUUUCGACGGGAUGGUACGGUUUGAGCUUGUCUGCCGCGAUUCUACCAUUUGCACGCCACUUGCAUUGCCGGCUUCUCACUCCAAACCACAAUGGCAAGCGCUUUGGAGAAGUUUGGCCUCCUGACGAGCCGUUGCAAGUGUACAGAACCCAAGCUUCGCAAACGUUGGGCGACCAGGACAUGCUGAUCCGUUGUUUGCAGAUGUGCUUGCAUCGCCGCUUCCAGCCGGCCAUGGACUUGUACUCGCAGCUGGAAGAGGCAACCAACCUGGAGUCCUGGAUGCGACAACUCCGGGACUUUCGGGCGAGGCAGUUCCCUCCUACUUCCGGACCGGGCGAAGCACCGCCGCCAGUGUGGUGUGCAGCCGCCGUUGUGCUUCCCGAUGGUCGACUUUGCGUGGUUGGCGGCGGCUGCUAUAGCUACGAGCUGGCCAACGCCCAGUCUUCCUUGGUGGAGGUACUGUGGCACCAGCCACAUGUGUACAUUUUCGACACUGCCUCCCAGCAAUGGUCACAUCAGGUCACGACAGGUGCACAGCCGCCAGUUGCUCAUGCCUAUGCGUCAGCGCACACGCUGCUGGGCACUCGUUGGGUUUUCUGGUGCGGAGGUUACUAUUGCCAGGCCUACAACACUGCCUUUUCUCUAGACAUCGAAACCUGGGAAUGGCGAGCGAUGCGAAACAGCUCAGAGCAUCAGCCAAGCCCGCGAUACUUCGCGGCUUCAUUUGAGCACUUGGGCGCGCUGUAUGCGUGGGGUGGUCGCAGCUUGAAGGACAAGUAUUUCAAUGAUUUGUGGCGGCUGGAUCGCUCAAGGGCUCAUCAGGAUGUCGUCCACACAGAUGAAAUGAUCACUUCAGGAAGCUGUCCCCCAGCCAGGUUUGCCUCGACACUCACCAAUUGCGAUGAUCGUUUUGCCAUCCUUUUUGGCGGUGGGCAGUGGAAGACUGGUGGGCGAUUUCUUACGGAUGCCACUACAUACCAGCUAAAUCUAUCCACCUUCGAGUGGAGCAAGCUGGAAACAGCUGGGAUUCUUCCUAUGCCGCGGCUCCAGCAUUCUGCGGUGAAUUUGGGAGGAAAUCUCGUAUUGAUUUUCGGCGGGUAUGAGCCCUCUCAGAGGCGAUAUCUUAGCCUACAAGAGGCAGAAGUUCUCAAUGUGCGAAGCCUCCGGUGGAUGUUGCUGGAUAGCCGCUACCGAAUCCAGGUUGGGAUGGAGGUUGUGGUCAGAGACUUUGAAGAUGCUGAACUGGCACACUUCGGAACUGUUGUGAGCGGGCCUGAAAGGCUGCCCAAUGGCGAGCCCCACGGUUGGUACGUGAAGGUCAUGUCGCCUGACGCAGCUGACCGGAGGGCCAGAUUCUAUCCGGAGAGUUGCAUCCAGGUCGUGUCUGACGGCAGAAAGCGGCCACAGCCUGCAACAGACGAGGGCGAGCUUCUCACUCCGCCCGAGGCGCAAUGGCUGCCUAAAAUGGACGAGCCCAGCUUUGAGCAAGUCCAGGAUCGGCUAAGCUGGAUACGUGGUGAAUUUCCAUGUGGGCGCGCAGGCAUGGCCGUUGCAGAGGCCGCUGGCAGUGGGCGAUUUUACGUCUUCGGUGGCGCCCGGUAUGUGCACCAGGAGUGGUACUCGGAUGUCUACGAGUGCUCACUGGAGCCCUUGGAUCCGCCGAGUGCACCUCAGCCCGUGCCAAUGAGCACGGGCAAGUCGUCAAGCUGCAGCACCUCGUGAUUGAGCGCCCGCGCGCAAACGUCAAUGCCGCGAAAGUUUCACCUGACGGCUGCGACGUGCGAAGAGGGACACACGUGUCGAUUGCUCGUGGCCCCAU